Messenger RNA from Carcharodon carcharias (great white shark), 6905 nucleotides. RefSeq names its product cell adhesion molecule L1-like b (gene chl1b). The record is from RefSeq and is a predicted model, not a curated record. Lineage: Eukaryota; Metazoa; Chordata; Chondrichthyes; Lamniformes; Lamnidae. Gene Ontology annotation, biological process: brain development; cell-cell adhesion. Gene Ontology annotation, molecular function: cell-cell adhesion mediator activity. The transcript has 31 exons. The coding region runs from base 286 to 4092 and encodes 1268 amino acids.
AGUGAAAUAAGUGAAACUUGAGUCAAUUUGGCCAGAAGCAUCAUUAAGGUGAUUGUCUCAACCCCCUCAAGGAUGACUGUCUUAAAACAGUAAAUCAGGAUAUGGAUAAUCAACCUAAAGCCACCACCAUCUUUGGAAAAGGAACUGAGAAGUCACAUGGUAGGGCAGCCAUAUUCUGGUCAAUAACUCAUGGCUGUGCGCUGAUUUAAACUAAAGCUCAGUGGAAUCACAGAAGAAAUCUUAACAUUCCCUUUUCGGUCUUGUUUGAUCUCCCAAGUACUGAAGAUGGCACUAAACAUGCAAACUUUGAUGUUAUAUUUGCUGUGUUGGGCCAAGUGGAGCUCAUCAAUGGAGAUUCCAGAAGAGGCUUUUGUUCAAGAAAGAAUUCAGCAGCCUCCAACUAUAACAAAGCAAUCGCCUAAGAGGCACGUUGUAUACCCAACAGACGAUUUCAUUAUCAAAUGUGAAGCCAGAGGAAAUCCAGCACCUCACUUUACAUGGACUAAGGAUGGCAAAGAAUAUGACCCAUCACAGGAUCCCAGAGUGAUCACAACAAUAAACUCAGGAACAUUCACAAUCAAAAACAGCAAUGGAAAUUUGAAGAAUUUUCAGGGAAGAUAUCGUUGUUAUGCCAGCAAUGACCUGGGGGUAGCAAUAUCUGAGGAAAUUGUCUUUAUUACUGCAACUAUCCCUAGAUUUCCAAAAGAGAGUACAAAGCAUAUUGAAGUUGAGGAAGGGGAUCCUGUGGUGUUACCAUGUAAUCCUCCCAGUGGGCCACCUCCAUUAAAUAUUUAUUGGAUGACCAGCAAGAUACAACGCAUACAGCAGAACAGCAGAGCUUCCCAGGGGCUUAAUGGAGAUCUUUACUUUUCAAAUGUUCAAUCAAGUGAUAGCCGGAAUGACUACCUUUGUUUUGCACAUUUUUCCAGAACAAGAACAAUUGCACAGAAAGAACCCAUUAGCCUGAUUGUGAUACCAUUUGCUCUUCCCAAUGACACAGAGUCACCUGUCAAUGACAUUGGUUUGUCUGCUGCAAAUUCAAUAAAGGACCGAGAGCCAAGGUUUCUGACACCUUCUGGCAGCAGCUCAAAGAUUACGGCACUGCGAGGUGAAACACUUCAAUUGGAAUGUAUUGCUGAAGGCCUCCCCACACCGCAAAUCUCCUGGACUAAGAUAGAUGGUGAUAUGCCGAAACAUAAAGCAACAGAAGAGAACUUCAACAAGACUUUGAAAAUAAUUAAUGUGACAGAACUUGAUGAUGGAAAGUAUCAGUGCAAAGCUGAAAAUGCAUUUGGUGCAGUGAAACAUGCCUUUUCUGUUACAGUGGAAGCUGCCCCUUACUGGAUUAAAAAACCCAGAAGUAAAGUAUAUUUUUCUGAGGAAAAUGCUGAAUUAGAAUGUGAAGUAGGUGGUCAGCCACAACCACGAGUUCAAUGGAAAGUGAAUGGGAAACCUUUGAACGAGUCAAAACCUGCCAUUAAUCGCAAGGUUUCUCAAGGUGUUAUCACUCUCACAAAUCUGCAGCUGAACGACAGUGUCAUCUAUCAGUGUGAAGCUUCCAAUGAGCAUGGAUCCAUUCUUGCCAACGCGAUUGUCAAUGUCCUGAAUCUUGCACCAAUGAUGCUGACCCCUGAUGAUCAGAAGUAUAUUGCAGUUGAAGGAAAAAUAGCUCAUCUGCACUGUAAAGUAUUUGGCUCUCCUUCACCUACAGUAUUUUGGUUAAAGGAAGACAUGGAAACUGCACUUGAGGGCCAGAAUUAUUUUGUGCAUAAAAAUGGCACUUUGGAAAUAAAGGAUGUCCAGCGGGAAGAUGGAGGAUUCUAUACUUGUUGGGCAACUAAUAUAUUAGGCAAUGGCACUACAACCAGUAUGUUAGAAGUCAGGGUUGCUACAGAAAUAGUGUUUCCACCUGAGGAUUUGAUGGUACAGAAGUCUGCACUGGCACAGUUUAAAUGUCAUGCUGAAUAUGACUCAGCUUUCGAAAAUGACUUUGAGUUAUCAUGGAAAAAGGAUGGAGACGAAAUUUACAGUGACCAAACAGAGGAUGACAGAAUAGUUAUGGAUGGUGAUAUCCUUCGAAUUAUUGAUGUAAGUGAAGAUGAUGAAGGGAUGUACACCUGUGUCGCAAGAACCUCCUUGGAUGCUGUUACAGCAGAUGCAAAACUUGUUGUCCUCGAUGCUCCAGAGUCACCAGAAGAUUUGGAAUUGACUAGCCUGCAAAACAGGAAUGUUAGAUUAGACUGGAAGCCUGGAAAUAGCCAUAACAGUCCCAUAAUUGAGUUUAUUGUGGAGGAAACUACAUUUGAACCUGAAAGGUGGCAUGAAAAGACAAGCGUUUUUGGGAAUACAACUUCAGUUAUACUGCAGCUUUCCCCAUAUGUGACUUACCAGUUUCGUAUAUUAGCUCGGAAUGAAGUAGGCAAAAGUCAUCCCAGUGUGCCUUCGGAAAAGCACACAACAACAUCAGCAGUUCCAGAAAAGAAUCCAAAAAACGUAAAAGGAGAAGGAACAAAUAUUGACAAUAUGAAAAUUUCAUGGGAGCCACUGAAACCCAUUGACUGGAAUGGACCUGGUAUGAAAUACAAAGUUAGCUGGAGACGUCAAGGAGCUAACACAACAUGGAAUGAGCAAAUAGUCAAGAAGCAUCACCAUUUUGUUAUGAAUACCUCAACAUUCAUACCUUAUGACAUCAAGGUGCAAGCAUUAAAUGAUAUUGGACCAGGCCCUGAUCCAAAGAUAAUAACAGGAUAUUCAGGAGAGGAUAUUCCUGAAGCUGCACCUUUGAACGUUGCUGUUGAAAUCAUGAACAGUACUUUAAUUAAAGUUACAUGGUCAGAAGUACCAAAAGAGAAAAUUCGAGGCCACCUGGAAGGCUAUAAGAUUGUCUACUGGAAAAUAAAAAGUUUAUUGGAGAGGAGAAAACGAUAUGUUGAGAAACAUGUCCUUACUUUUAAUGGACAACGCAGUCAUGGAAUGGUUCCAGGUCUAGAACCCUACAGUGAAUAUGGUCUGAUUGUGAUGGUCUUUAAUAGAAAAGGCGAUGGGCCACAAAGUGGUUCCAUUCAUUUCAAGACCCCAGAAGGAGUCCCUGAGCAACCUGCUUUUCUGCAAAUUGCAAACUUUGCUAAAAACUCUGUGACUCUGAUGUGGGGACCUCCGACAAAACCUAAUGGCAUUCUUACCGGUUAUUUGCUUAAGUACCAAUUGAUUAAUGACACAGAAGAAAUUGGUGCCUUGAAUACUAUUAAUGUUACAGAUCCUGAUACAACCAAGAUAGUAGUGUCUGAUCUGGACACCAGCAGUAAAUAUAAGUUUUACCUGAAUGCUUACACUCAAGCUGGACCUGGGAAACUUAUUACAGAAGAAGGAACAACAGUUAUGGAAGGAGUUCCGGUCUUGCUGAACAUCGGUUCUUCUGUAAGUGCAACAUAUGCAAACAUCAGCUGGAUUCCAGGAAUGGGACAUGCAGCUUCUGAAUUUUAUGUUGCAUACAUGAAUAACCGUAAAGGUAAAUGGAAGAUUUCAGACGCAGUAAAUGUUUCACAAAAUUUCCACAUCUUAGAAGGGCUAGAACCUGGAACUGAAUAUACAAUCCGUCUUAUGGCUAAGAACUGGUUUGAUAACACUAGCAUUUUUGAAGAUGUUAUAGAAACAAGGGGAAAAGGAAUUCGCGGAGGAAUAUCGACACAAGGAUGGUUUAUUGGCCUGAUGUGUGCUGUUGCUCUCCUUACCUUGAUUUUACUAAUUGCUUGUUUCAUAAAGAGAAACAAAGGAGGAAAAUAUUCUGUUAAAGAUAAAGAAGAUGCUCGUGCAGAUCCAGAGGCCCAACCAAUGAAAGAAGAAACAUUUGGAGAAUAUGGAUCUUUGGAAAGUGAUAAUGAAGACAAACCUUUGAAAGAAAGCCAGCAGUCACUGAAUGAGGCAAUGAAGCCAACAGGAAGUGAUGACAGUUUGGCAGAAUAUGAAGAAGGUGGAUCGGAAGGACAGUUUAAUGAAGAUGGUUCAUUCAUUGGACAGUACAGUGGCAAUAAAGAGAAAGAUGCAGCAGAUGAAAAUGGAAGUUCAAUAGCCACUUCUCCGAUGAAAGCAUGAGUUACAUGUUCAUAAACUUCACUUACUUCCUUAAUAAAUUGGUGAUCAACUGAACAUUUGUUAUGUUUGAAUUAGCUCAGAUUGCCAACAGGCUUCAAAAAGAAAAUGUAAUGGACCUUAAGGAAUGCUUAUCUAAUGUACAAUAUUUGAUCAAGAUUAAGAUGCAUGGACAUUUUGUUGCAGUCCACCUUUCAUUCUAAGGGAUAUGUUGAGCAAAAUCCAUGUUAAAUACAGGUGUCUGCCAGUUCAUAACAGAAAUGGCUUCUAGUUGCUGUCAUGGUAAUAACUUAUAAUCAUUUAAAUCCUUGCUGUUGUUAGCAGAUUUGAGCCCCUAUAGUUACAAUUUGUUUAAGUGGUUUGUGCCCUACAUGUUUAGAAAUUAAGAACUUGCAGGAUUGCGAUUGAUAGCAUAUGUGAACUUGAGACCAACGCCUGGUGCACUGAUGCCUCUUAAUACAAUGAGUAAGGCAGCUGAAGGGACCAAGAAUUUUAUUCAUGUUUUUUACCCAAUAGAAGAUCUCACAGAAUACUAUAGUUACAUUUUGCAAAUUAAGAUUUGUAGUCACAGGAGGAAAGUGAUAAAUUAGAUAUUUUCAUACAGAGCUCUGUCCAGCAAACAGGUUCAUAAUGCUUCUUUCAGUUUAAAGUGAUAACUUCCAGCGGGAAUCUGAUUUGAAAAUGAAUAUUAUUAAUGAACGCCAUGCAGAGGAUGAAGAAAUGUAUGUUUAAAAUGGACACAUAAUUGUUUAGCUGGCAGCUAUGGAAUGGCUGAGUUGUCAGAACUAUAAAUCAUUGUAUAAAUGGUACUAUCAUUAGGCACACAUAAAACUGUACAAUCCCCAUGUCUUAUUUUUCUUCAAAUAUGCUCUUUACCCAAAGUCCCGCAUUAAAAAAUGUAUUCAGUCAUUUUAUUUAGUUAUUUUCAAGGCAAAACAGUACAGUGUACAUUUUUGUAAUUAGGAAUACUUUUAGAAUUUGGGUAAGAACUGCUGAAAAGUAAUUUUCAGCAAAUCAACAAUGUUUUUAAAACAAUAUUCCUGCUACAAAUUCUGGAUGAGCACCUUGAAGCAUUACUUCUGUGAAUUCACAGCCUAAGUGUCAUUAAGAAGUAACUAAGUGUGUGAUUUAUAUUGUGAAUAAAAUAUGUAAAACAUAGCUCCAUGCUAUUGAACUAAAUAAACUACAUGUUUCCACCUCAGAAAAUUCAUAUACUUCGAAGAAUUGGAGGUUCAAUUUUUUUAUUAGUGAAUAAUUGUGAAGUUAUCGUACUUGUGUCAAAGUUUUUAUUACUCUAGUUCCAAUAAGUCUUAUUUUUGUUUCUUGCCUAAUAGUGCAUGGUAAAGUUUUAUUUUAAAGGAUUUCAAAUUGCAACAUUUUUGUAAAAAGGACAAAUAAUAUUUAUAUUAACAAAUUGGAGUAUUUGCCAACAUCUGCAACUGUUGCAAAAAACUUUACAGUACUUACAAUGGCAAAAAGCUGACCAUCUUAAUACAAUACAUCAAAUGUUUGAAAUUCAUUUUUUGCAGUAGUCUGGUUUGUAAGGAAAGAAAUGGAAUUAGAUCUUUUGGUUGGUAAAAGUCUAAAGGAAUUGUAUUUUUUCGUUAGCCUUAUUAAGUGUGCAAGUCAUACAGAGUGCACAUUUACAAUUUUUAAAAGUGUGGCAACAUUUUUAAGCUUUGGUUCAUACUUGGCUGUGCAUCAUUCUCUUAGCUUCUUUCAUCAGGAUGAAUUAUAUUCUUAGAACUGUUCUUUUAUUUGUGUAGCUAACAUAUUUACUGCAAAUGCAUCAUUUAGUAUUUGUAAAUGACAGACCUUAAUCAUGCCAAGAUUUGUAAGAAACAGUAUUCUACUAAUGAUCAGAUUCAAUAAAAUUACUCCCAAUGCAAAGCUGUUUCUGUAUUUUCUGCAGUAAGGAAGUAGGUUUGUAGUUUGGCAUGCUUGUUUUAAAAAUUUUGAUGAACCAAAGUAUAAUUUCUGAUAUGUAGCCUUAUGUUUGUAUGGUCUAUUUCAUUUUAUUACACCUUUGGACUGAAAUGCUGCACAAUUGGCAGAAUGGCCAUCACGCGCAAAAAAGUAAUUUUAUUGCCAGCUCACACUCUGAAGCACAAAAUAUGAGAACAUGUAUUUGCUUUUAAAAUAAACUUGAUCCCAAGGGUAUAAUAAACCAAAUACUGACUGCAGUUUUCAAGACAUUUGUGAACUAUUGCUCCUCAAGUUGCAGAGGUUAUGUUCAGUAUGCAUGAUCUUAUUAGCUUCUGCCCCUUUUUGACAGGCUUGAUCACUCUGUAGCUAUUGGCUCAAUAUUUUACCAAUAUAGUCUUCAAUCCGCAAUCAGUAACUAAGUAUCAUUUUAUGUCUUCUCAAAAGAAAAUUCGAAAACUUGUAUCAAGUUUAACAGAACAAUUUUCAUAAUUUGUUAUGCUUUCACAGAUAUUGUAAAAUCCCCCAAGAAUAACUGUUAACUUAUUUACCUUGUAGUGGUGUGAUGUUAUUAAAAAAUCUGUAUGAAUAUAUAGUACUUGCAGUCACUGUAUUAGUUAGAAAGCUUAAAUCAUACCAUUUGAUAAUGAAUGUACUCUAUAGUAUAUGACAUUUUAAAAAAUAAUCAGAUACCCCUUCAGGUGAUACAAUGAUGUGUUUUCACUUUUAAAAAAAAGUCAUGUCUGGUUUGCAAAUUCAUGUUUUCUACCUGUGUAUCAUUCUUGUAUAAUAUGAGAUCAUCAUGGAAUGUUUCAACUACUAAUAUGUGUUGUGUAAAUGAUCUUGUGAUCUUUCAGAAAUGGAUGCUUGUCUUAUUAAACACAAUAACAAUG